Mobula hypostoma (lesser devil ray) is the source of this 548-nucleotide messenger RNA. Its product is annotated as small ribosomal subunit protein eS27. Gene Ontology annotation, molecular function: structural constituent of ribosome; RNA binding. The record is from RefSeq and is a predicted model, not a curated record. Gene Ontology annotation, cellular component: ribosome; cytosolic small ribosomal subunit. The coding region runs from base 49 to 303 and encodes 84 amino acids. Gene Ontology annotation, biological process: translation; ribosomal small subunit assembly. The transcript is spliced from 4 exons. Lineage: Eukaryota; Metazoa; Chordata; Chondrichthyes; Myliobatiformes; Myliobatidae.
CCCUGGACAGGCUUCUUCCUUUUACCACGGCGGCGAGUUGACGCCAAGAUGCCUUUGGCAAAAGAUUUGUUGCACCCGUCUCCUGAGGAGGAGAAGAGGAAGCACAAGAAGAAGCGCUUGGUGCAGAGCCCAAAUUCCUAUUUCAUGGAUGUCAAGUGCCCUGGCUGCUACAAGAUCACCACAGUUUUCAGCCAUGCCCAGACUGUAGUGUUGUGUGUUGGAUGUUCUACUGUUCUCUGUCAGCCCACAGGAGGAAAAGCAAGGCUAACAGAAGGCUGUUCUUUCCGGAGAAAGCAACACUGAAGUGAAAAUUGCCAUUUGAGGAGGAGGAUGGGUAGGCUGGGCCACUUCCAGAGCUGGGUGUUGGGAUCCGGAGCAACACUGCUUUACGUUCUUUACCUGGGAGUGUCACUGCUGAAGUAGGAGGACUUGUGCCACUGUGCUUGUGGCCUUGACUCAUCUGCUUUAUGUAGAUUUUCGAUCCUCUUGCUGGUAUUGAGCUCUUUGUUAGAAAUGACAAAUAAAAUCACAUGAUGUAUUGACUUUUA